This is a messenger RNA of Cuscuta epithymum, 2940 nucleotides long. The record is from the annotation of a GenBank genome assembly. NCBI's taxonomy places the organism in Eukaryota, Viridiplantae, Streptophyta, Magnoliopsida, Solanales, Convolvulaceae.
AUGAAAUAUGCCCUUCCUUUCCCUCCAAAUAGAACUGAAAUGUUUUCAGAACACAAUAACAAUGUCCCUCAAAUCCAACAUUCUAAAAUUUCACAGGAGACUUGCUUUCUUUGGAGGGUUGAGCAGUUGAAGUCUGAAGGGCAACGGUUCUCGAAGGAGUAGUUAAAAAUGGCGGCGAACUCCGUGGAGGAGCUGAUGUAUUUACAUGGGGAUUUGGAGCUAGACGUCUUUGAGGCGCGUGGGUUGCCCAACAUGGACUUCGCCGCCGAGCGCCUCCGCCUCUGCUUUUCCUGCGGUACUUCUCACAACCCGGAAUCCGACACCGACAACGUCGGCGGAGCAAGACCGGCACCGGCGAGUGAGAAAACUCACCGCCGAGGAGUUAUAAAUACUGAUCCGUAUGUUACUGUCUCGGCGCCCCAAACCGCACUUGCGCGUACUCGGAUCAUCCCCAAUUCUCAGAAUCCGGAGUGGAAUGAGCAUUUUCACAUUCCGCUCGCUCAUCCGAUGCGGUUUUUGGAGUUUCGGGUCAAGGACGACGACUUAUUCGGAGCUCAAAUUAUAGGGAAAGUGGAAAUCCCGGCGAAGGAGAUCGCCACGGGCAAUACAAUCAUCCGUUGGUUUCCAUUGAAUUGUGCCACACGAAAGACUCCCGAACACGAAGCAGCUCUCCGUGUUGGGUUGAAAUUCACUCCGUUUGAGUCCAAUCCCCUGUACAAGAGUGGGGUUAAAGAUGAUCCUCAACAGUUAGGUGUGAGCCACACUUAUUUCCCUUUGAGAAAAGGAUGCGAGGUGAAGCUAUAUCAGGACGCUCAUGUUAGGGGUAAUGAUCUAAAACAGCCAGAUAUUGGAUUGGAAAGCGGGCUGGUUUAUGAGCGGGGUACUUGUUGGGAAGACAUUUGUCAUGCCAUUUCUGAGGCUCACCAUCUGGUGUACAUUGUGGGAUGGUCUGUUUACCACAAGAUUAAAUUGAUAAGAGAGCCUACAAGGGAGUUGCCUGCCGGAGGCGACUUGACUCUUGGUGAAUUGCUCAAGUACAAGUCCGAGGAAGGUGUCAGGGUUCUGUUAUUAGUUUGGGACGACAAGACUUCACACAACAAGCUCUUCAUCAAAACGGGAGGAGUGAUGGGAACCCACGAUGAGGACACCAGGAAGUUCUUCAAAAACUCAUCUGUGACCUGCGUUCUGUCACCUCGGUAUGCCAGUAACAAGCUUAGCUUUCUUAAGCAGCAAAUUGUUGGAACCGUGUUCACACACCACCAAAAGUGUGUGAUUGUGGAUACACAGGCUGGUGGUAAUAACAGAAAAAUUACAGCUUUCUUGGGCGGUCUUGAUCUGUGCGAUGGUCGCUAUGAUACACCCGAGCAUCGUUUGUCUCAUGAUCUUGGUACUGCUUUUGAAAAUGAUAUUCAUCAGCCUACAUUUCCGCAAGGGACUAAAGCUCCAAGGGAGCCAUGGCAUGACUUGCACUGUAGAAUUGAUGGGCCCGCUGCACAUGACGUGCUUAUAAACUUUGCUCAGCGCUGGAGAAGAGCCACCCGUUGGAGAGAAUUUGCUUGUCUGAAAAAGGGUAAAUCUGAAUGGAGUGAUGAUGCCAUGAUCAAAAUUGAACGGAUAUCAUGGAUACUCAGCCCAGCAGACUUUCUUUUGGAAAACCGUAGGACUUCCAUUCCAGGGGAUGAUCCUGAGCUCUAUGUGAUUCGGGAUCAAUUUAAACAAUGGCAUGCUCAGAUUUUUCGGUCCAUUGAUUCAGGAUCGGUGAAGGGGUUUCCUAUACAAACUGACCUUGCUGUGAAACAGAACCUUGUUUGCGGGAAAAAAUUGGUGGUAGACAAAAGCAUUGAGACAGCAUAUAUCCAGGCAAUAAGAUCAGCCCAGAAAUUCAUAUAUAUUGAAAAUCAGUAUUUUCUUGGGUCAUCAUAUGCUUGGCCAUCAUACAAAGAUGCAGGAGCUGAUCAUCUGAUUCCAAUGGAGUUGGCAUUGAAAGUUGUUAGUAAAAUUAGGGCAAAAGAGAGAUUUUCAGUAUAUAUUGUUGUGCCAAUGUGGCCUGAGGGAGACCCCAAGACAGCUACCGUGCAAGAAAUACUCUUUUGGCAGAACCAAACAGUGCAGAUGAUGUACCAAGUAAUUUCAAAAGAAAUUAAGGCCAUGCAACUAGAUGCACAUCCUUUGGACUACCUAAAUUUUUAUUGUCUUGGCACUCGGGAAAGCAUUCUUCCAAGUUUUGCUAGGCCAGCGACUGGCGAUAAAGAUAAAGUUUCAGACUCGCUCAAGUUUAUGCGGUUCAUGAUAUACGUGCAUGCUAAAGGAAUGAUAGUGGAUGAUGAGUAUGUCAUUUUGGGGUCUGCCAACAUAAACCAACGAUCCAUGGCUGGGUCCAAAGACACCGAGAUAGCUAUGGGUGCCUAUCAGCCAUAUCAUACUUGGGCAGCACGACAUCAUCAUCCAUGGGGACAGGUUUAUGGAUACAGAAUGUCAUUGUGGAAAGAACACCUUGGGAUGUUAGAGGAACUUUUUGAAGAACCAGAAAAGCUGGAGUGUGUGAAGAGAGUGAACGAGAUUGCUGGAGAUAACUGGAAAAAAUAUACAGAAGAAAGCUUCACCAUUCCCUUGCAGGGGCAUCUUCUGAAGUAUCCUGUCGAUGUGGAUAAGGAUGGGAAAGUAAGUUCACUACAUGGGUAUGAAGAAUUCCCAGAUGUGGGGGGAAAGUGAUCGGAACCGACAAUAUAUCCAUUCCUGAUGUCCUAACAACUUGAUGUAUAUAGUAGUUCACCUUCAUUUUUUGCAUUUCCAGUGGCAUUGUAAAGGGCCGUGUAUAUUACUGUUCAAUUCCUAGUUCAUAAAUUACUUCUAUUAGCUUGUUCUAGAAAAAUCAUUUGUUAGUUGUACAUACAUUUUAUGUCAAAAAAUAAAAAAAUAAAAUAUUUCAAUCAAUAUAAG